AUGAUUUCGGCAUAUUGUCAGAGAGGGUAUGCCUCUCAAGCUUUGAAUCUUUUUAUUCAAAUGUUAAGAUCAGGUACGGAACCUAACGAGUUCACUUUUGCUACAGUGCUCACUUCAUGUACAAGGUCUCUGGGUUUUAUUUUAGGGAGGCAAAUCCACUCUCUUAUCAUAAAAUCAAAUUAUGAAGAUCAUGUUUUUGUUGGCAACUCACUCCUUGACAUGUAUGCCAAAGAUGGUAAAAUUCGUGAAGCUCAAACAGUGUUUGAAUGCUUGCCAGAAAGAGAUGUAGUUUCUUGUACUGCUAUAAUCUCUGGAUAUGCACAACUUGGUUUGGAUGAAGAGGCAUUGGAGCUAUUUCGCCGUUUGCAAGGGGAAGGAAUGCAAUCAAAUUAUGUUACUUAUACUUGUGUUAUAACUGCGCUUUCUGGGCUUGCUGCUCUAGAUCUCGGUAAACAGAUGCACAGCCAUGUUCUUCGCUCUGAAAUUCCCUCAUUUGUGGUUCUCCAAAACUCAUUGAUUGACAUGUACUCAAAAUGUGGAAAUCUCACUUACUCAAGAAGGAUAUUUAACACCAUGUAUGAGAGAACUGUUAUGUCUUGGAAUGCAAUGCUUGUUGGGUAUAGCAAACAUGGAGAGGGAAGAGAAGUGCUUGAGCUUUUUACUUUAAUGAGAAAAGAAAACAAAGUCAAGCCCGACAGUGUCACAAUUUUGGCUGUCUUAUCUGGUUGCAGUCAUGGAGGACUGGAAGACAGGGGACUGAAUAUUUUUCAGGAGAUGACCAGUGGAAAUUUUGGAGUUUUGCCAAAGAUGGAGCACUAUGGGUGUGUUGUUGAUUUGCUUGGUCGUUCUGGUAGAGUAGAAGAAGCUUUUGAAUUCAUUAAAAAAAUGCCUUUUGAACCAACAGCUGCUAUAUGGGGUUCCCUUUUAGGUGCUUGCAGGGUACACUCAAAUGUUGUUGACAUUGGUGAAUUUGCAGGUCAUCAACUUCUCGAAAUUGAGCCUGGAAAUGCUGGGAAUUAUGUUAAUCUGUCUAAUUUAUAUGCGUUGGCAGGAAGAUGGGAAGAUGUAAGAUCACUAAGGGACCUCAUGUUGAAGAAGACAGUAACAAAAGAGCCCGGAAGAAGCUGGAUUGAGCUUGAUCAAGUACUUCAUACUUUCAGCGCAAGUGAUCGCUCUCAUCCAAGACGAGAAGAGAUAUGUGUGAAAGUGAAGGAAUUAUCAGUUAAGUUUAAAGAGGUUGGUUACGUUCCUGAUUUGAGUUGUGUUUUACAUGAUGUGGAUGAAGAGCAGAAGGAGAAGAUACUUCUAGGCCACAGUGAAAAGUUGGCUUUGUCUUUUGGUCUAAUUGCUACACCUGAAAGUGUUCCAAUCCGUGUCAUAAAAAAUCUGCGUAUUUGUGUUGAUUGCCAUAACUUUGCUAAAUAUAUCUCAAAAGUCUAUGGCAGAGAAGUGUCUUUGCGGGACAAAAAUCGGUUUCAUCGAAUUGUCGAAGGGAAAUGUUCCUGUGGAGAUUACUGGUAAGAAGACCCUGAUAGAGAGCACUCAAUGACUAGGUUCUUGGUACUGUGCAAUUUAUGAGGUGAAACAG
Trifolium pratense (red clover) is the source of this 1588-nucleotide messenger RNA. RefSeq names its product putative pentatricopeptide repeat-containing protein At3g13770, mitochondrial. Gene Ontology annotation, biological process: RNA modification. The transcript is spliced from 2 exons. The coding region runs from base 1 to 1521 and encodes 506 amino acids. The record is from RefSeq and is a predicted model, not a curated record. NCBI's taxonomy places the organism in Eukaryota, Viridiplantae, Streptophyta, Magnoliopsida, Fabales, Fabaceae. Gene Ontology annotation, molecular function: RNA binding; zinc ion binding; protein binding.